Messenger RNA from Cyprinodon tularosa, 1993 nucleotides. RefSeq names its product gastrula zinc finger protein XlCGF57.1-like. Bases 1 to 1233 code for a protein of 410 amino acids. Gene Ontology annotation, biological process: regulation of transcription by RNA polymerase II. Gene Ontology annotation, cellular component: nucleus. The record is from RefSeq and is a predicted model, not a curated record. The transcript has 4 exons. NCBI's taxonomy places the organism in Eukaryota, Metazoa, Chordata, Actinopteri, Cyprinodontiformes, Cyprinodontidae. Gene Ontology annotation, molecular function: RNA polymerase II cis-regulatory region sequence-specific DNA binding; DNA-binding transcription activator activity, RNA polymerase II-specific.
AUGGGAGCUGACAGCAGACGGAAUGUUCUGAGGAACGCACCUGUUUGCUGUCAGAUUAUGGAGACAAUUGAUGUGUCACCUGCUGGGGAGCAUGUCAGGCUGCUUUGCAGCCUCCCUGGACCUCUGCAGGUGAGCUAUGGGCAGCAGCUGACCUCAACAGGCCAGAACCGGUUACCCAGUCUAAACCACCUGCAGGAUUAUGUUGGAAAAGAGGAGGAUUUCUCUGACCAGCAGCUCUGUGGACUGGAGAGGAAUUCCAGUUUGGACCAAGAGGAACCAGAAACUCUGCAGAUAAAAGAAGAGCAGAAAGAACCAGAACAUCCCUGGACAAAAGAGGAAACCAUGGAGCUCCCUAUAAGUGAGCAUGAAGAGCAACAACCUUUCCCAUGUUUGACAUGUGGAGAAACUUUUCUAAAUAAAGAACAUUUAAUGGUUCACAUGAGAACUCACACAGACCGCCUGCAGGAUUAUGCUGGAAAAGAGGAAGAUUUCUCAGACCAGCAGCUCUGUGGACAGGAGAGGAAUUCCAGUUUGGACCAAGAGGAACCAGAACCUCUGCAGAUAAAAGAAGAGCAGCAAGAACCAGAACAUCCCUGGACAAAAGAGGAAACCAUGGAGCUCCCCAUUAGUGAGCAUGAAGAGCAGCAACCUUUCCCAUGUUUGACAUGUGGAGAAACUUUUCUAAAUAAAGAACAUUUAAUGGUUCACAUAAGAACUCACAAAGGUCAGAAGAUUCAUGAAUGUCUGUCCUGUGGAAAAAUUUUCAAAAAGAAAUCUGAUCUUGAUAAACACAUGAGAUUCCACACAGGUGAGAAGCGUUUUGAAUGUCUGUCAUGUGGAAAAAUCUUCACCUCCAAGUCUGAUCUUAAUAUUCACAUGAGAAUUCACACAGGUGAGAAGCCUUUUGAAUGUCUGUCCUGUGGAAAAAGCUUUACUAUGAAAUCUUAUCUUGAUAGACACAUGAGAUUCCACACAGGUGAGAAGCCUUUUGAAUGUCUGUCCUGUGGAAAAAGCUUUACUAUGAAAUCUUAUCUUGAUAGACACAUGAGAUUUCACACAGGGGAGAAACCUUUUGAAUGUCUGUCCUGUGGAAAAAGCUUUACUAUGAAAUCUUAUCUUGAUAGACACAUGAGAUUUCACACAGGUGAGAAACCCUUUUUAUGUCUGUCCUGUGGAAAACGCUUCACUCGGAAAUCUAGUCUUGAUUCACACAUCAAUCGCAUACAUUUGUGAGAACGGUUUUAAACAAGAACUUAAUUUGAGUCUUCAGGUGACAUUUAUUCAUGCAGGAUGUGGAAUGAUUUAUAUGUAUAUUUUUUUUACACAUUUGUUCCAUAUAAGUCACAGCAGUUAGACGCCGCAGGAAUGAACAGUAAGGCGUUUUCUAUGUUUGAAUGGUGAUAAAAAGAAAAUACCUCAUUACAUGAGAAACCCACAGUUAAUGAUCUUUUGAGCAAAGUUUUGAUGAAGCGGUUAAUUAAUAAAGCUCAUUUCACAUAGAAACUAGAACAGAUAAGGUGUUAUAAUGUAAACCUGGUAAAUAUUCAGGUCCUGGGCGAAAAUGUGGAUGUGAACAUCUGAAAGUUAAUUAUUUUGGGUCUGAGAAAGUUUAAAUGGCCAAAAAAACUUCCUAACAAAAAGAUGUUUACAUUCACAAAUGUUUUUACCUUUUCUGUUAUAAAGGGAAUAAACAAUAAAGUGCAACAACAACAUUUCAUCUAAAACAUCUUGGUUACAGAUGAAGCUAGUUUGCUGUCCAUACAACAGGCAAUCGAGAAGUUAUAGAUGUUUAAAUUUUAAAAAUCCAGACGGACCCCUGCUGUGCCAUGCAUGGUGUGGCACAACUUUUUUGAUUGAAAAUUUUUUGGAAUAAAAAACAAGUUUUAUUUUUGGGACUAAGAACCUUUUAGCUGAAUGAUGAGUUAUUGGUUGGAUAUAUUCCAGAAACAGACUUUUAUUCUGAUUAAAAUAAAAGCAAAGGUUGGACAAACAA